Molecule: messenger RNA, 2623 nt
Organism: Oryzias melastigma (Indian medaka)
Lineage: Eukaryota; Metazoa; Chordata; Actinopteri; Beloniformes; Adrianichthyidae
Gene: ttll6
Product: tubulin tyrosine ligase-like family, member 6
Exons: 16
Coding region: 163-2484 (773 amino acids)
Biological process (GO): protein polyglutamylation; microtubule cytoskeleton organization
Cellular component (GO): cilium
Molecular function (GO): tubulin-glutamic acid ligase activity; tubulin binding
Source: RefSeq, a predicted model, not a curated record
UCGUGAUUGGCUACAGCAUUCUGCGUGUUCUCUGAUGUUUACAUUGAGCUGCCACAACCACAGGCUCGUCCCGAGCGUCCAUCGAAGGCCAACGCAGCAAAAGAAACUCACACACGGACCCGGUUACAGUCAGCGGGCAGAGGACAUGCUUUCUUCCCGAAGAUGGGCCUCUCGGUGGACAGUGCGGACUCCAGUGGUGGUGGGAUAGAGCAGCAAGGAGAGGACGAAGGAGAUGACAGGCCGACUGAGACCUCCAUCCCUCCUCCACCCAGCAGCAAGAAGAAGAGGAAAAACAAGAGGAGAUUGUGGAUCAACCUCACCAACUGUAAAUAUGAAAGCGUGCGUCGAGCUGCACGAAGACUCGGCCUGAGAGAAGCAAAAGAAGACGAAGACUGGACGCUGUUUUGGACCGACUGCUCCGUGUCUCUGGACCGUGUCAAGGACAUGAAGCGUUACCAGAAAAUCAACCACUUUCCAGGAAUGAAUGAGAUUUGCCGGAAAGACUCGCUGGCGAGAAACCUGAACCGCAUGCUGAAGCUGUUUCCUAAAGACUACAACAUCUUCCCAAAAACCUGGUGCCUUCCCGCAGAUUACAGUGACUUCCAAGUUUACACCCGAGCCAAAAAAAGUAAGACGUACAUCUGCAAGCCAGACACAGGCUGCCAGGGCAAAGGCAUCUUCAUCACCAAGUCCAGCAAAGACAUCCAACACGAAGAGCACAUGAUCUGCCAGGUGUACAUCUCCAAGCCUUUCAUUAUUGAUGGAUACAAGUUUGACCUGAGGAUCUACGUGCUGGUGACCUCAUGUGACCCAUUUAGCAUCUUCAUGUUCCGGGAGGGGUUGGCCCGCUUCUGCACCUCCAAGUACAACGAGCCCACGCGCAGCAAUGUGGAACACGUAUGCAUGCAUCUCACCAACUACUCCAUCAACAAGAACAGUGAGAACUUUGUCCGCCAUGAAGACACAGGAAGUAAACGAAAACUCUCCACCCUUAAUAGACACCUGGAGUCCUUAAACUGCAACACAGAGAAGAUGUGGGAAGACAUUGAGGACAUCAUCAUAAAGACUCUGAUCUCUGCUCAUCCCAUCCUGAAGCAUAACUACCACACGUGCUUUCCCAACCACACCGCCGGCAGCGCCUGCUUCGAGAUCCUGGGCUUUGAUGUGCUGCUGGAUCACCGGCUCAAACCCUGGGUCCUGGAGGUAAACCACUCGCCCAGCUUUACCACUGACUCUCAGCUGGACCGUGAGGUGAAGGACGCAUUGCUGUACGACACGCUGGUUCUGAUCAACCUGGCCGCCUGUGACCGACACAAGAUCACCAAGGAGGAGCGGCGGAGGGCAAAGGACAGGCUGCAGCAAACUUGUUCUAAAGAAGCCAGGGCUCAGGAGCUGCGUCAGAGCCAGGCAGUGACAGUGGAGCAGAUGGAGGAGUACGAGGCCAAACACCUUGGAGGAUUCAAAAAGAUCUAUCCCAGAAAAGAAGGAGAAAAGUACGACAAAUACUUCAAGCACAGCCGCUCGCUAUUCCAGGAGACCACAGCGUCUAAAGCAAGAGAGGAGUGUGCAAGGCAGCAGCUCCAGGACCUCCAAGUCAAGCAGGAGCAGAAGGAGCGCUACCAGAAGGGGGGGCCCCGGAAGGAUCUGCAGGGAGAGACGGCGGGGGAGAGAGCCAAACCGCGGCGAGCGGCGGCUCAGCCAGCCGGGGACCAGCAGACGCUUGGGCCUUCUCCUCCUCCUCAGGCUGAAGCACAGAGCCUGUCAGUGGAUCCACAGGCUGCUGAAGUCCCUCAGGAGGAGGCGGAGGAAACACCAGAGGAGGACGACAGGGAGGAGCGGGAGCGCGUUCAGGCUCUGAUCCAGAGGAAGAAAAUGCUGGAGGACCUGGAGGUGGUGGACCUGAUUCAGAAGCUGCUGCAGAGCCAGAAGAAGGGAGGAGGAGGAGGAGGAGUCCCGGAGGGCUCUGAGGAGGCCUGCAGCCAGCAGAGGGAUCAGAGACGGGAGCAGGCGAAGCUGGACUCUUUGACGUUGGGUCCUCAAAGACCUCAACAGCUUCAGCCGUGUCCUCAGAUCUUACUAAAGCAGCUCCCCUCUAUCUUGCCUCAGCAGUGUUUGCUCCGGCCGACGAUCAGCCGGAAGAACCUCAGUGACUCCCUCAUGCGUUUGAACCCCGAGAGCUUGAGGAGACCCAGAGAGAAAUGCAGCAGCAUUGGACCUCUGCAGAAACCCAGCUGGCCAGUGAGCACUUCUUUGGUUGUCAAGCAGGACAGAAGGAACAGUUCCUGUGCAGACGUGGGGUCCCGUCACAGCCACCCCUCCAUGAGCAAAGUCUCGAAGCAAGGCGUCUGUUGUCCGUACAAUGCUGCAGCCUUGGAGAGCCUCGUUAUCAUCUCUACACCUGCUCCGGUGGUCAGCAGACCGGCGUUUUCUCACGCCGUUCGCAACGCCAGCCGCAGAGCUCUCCAGCAAAGCAAAGGGCUGUGAGGAAAAAGCACUGCAGUUACAUCACAGGAUGUGUGCUCAGAUAACACUGUGCCAAAAUAAAAGCAAAACUUCUUCAAAGGAAAAAAAACUUCUGGAAAAUAAGAUUUAUGGUUUUGGUAUAAAGUUAGAUUUUUAUUAA